AAACUAUACCUAACCUAAGCAUGUGGUAUCUGUUACACAGCAGCAGUAUAAAUGUGAGACAGAAACUCUGCAUCCUCAGCCUGUGCACAUCCUUGCUACCCAGACGUAGACCAAAGUCUAAAGAUCUUUUAAAGAUGGCUUUUGCUGGUAUCCUUAAUGAGGCCGAUAUUGCUGCUGCAAUCAAGGACUGCGCAGCUGCCGACUCCUUCAACUACAAGACAUUCUUCGCCAAGUGCGGGCUGAGCGGAAAGUCCGCCGAUGAUGUCAAGAAGGCCUUCUUCGUCAUUGACCAGGACAAGAGCGGCUUCAUUGAGGAGGAUGAGCUGAAACUGUUCCUGCAGACCUUCCAGGCUGGUGCCAGAGCUCUGACCGAUGGCGAGACCAAGGCCUUCCUUAACGCUGGUGACAGUGACGGUGAUGGCAAGAUUGGAGUUGAUGAGUUUGCUCUCCUUGUGAAGGCUUAAGUUUUCAUGGAUCCACAUUUCAUGGAACCAGACUUCCACUGCUGUAGACUACCUGGCUCAGAUAGCUAAUAUUGCCUUUUUUAUAUAUUUAUUUAUGAAUACCCUGCCAACUCUUAGCAAGGACAUGUGCAAGGUCUCAACAACUUGUCAAUUUUUCAUGUUGUGUAGUUGUAUGUUGUAUGUUCACAACCACACCCAGUGCAAGUAUUCAAUCUUUUUGCACUAUUGAAAAAAAGAAAUAAAUAAACAUUUGGAGUAAA
This is a messenger RNA of Alosa alosa (allis shad), 724 nucleotides long. RefSeq names its product parvalbumin-2. Lineage: Eukaryota; Metazoa; Chordata; Actinopteri; Clupeiformes; Clupeidae. The transcript has 5 exons. The record is from RefSeq and is a predicted model, not a curated record. Gene Ontology annotation, molecular function: calcium ion binding. Bases 21 to 464 code for a protein of 147 amino acids. Gene Ontology annotation, cellular component: nucleus; cytoplasm.